AACACAUAAUUCAAAUCCCCUUCUCUCUGUUUCUCUCAAUAUUCUUAGAGUAAGAAAAAAAAUCGCCAAGAAAUAAUGGCAUGCAAUUUGGUAAAGAAUGCUGCGCUUACUAACCAAGUAGAGGCAGCCAGAGGCAUAGCCAGAUCACAUGUAAAGCUUGGGAAAUUAGGAAUUGGGUCAGCCAUUUUGGCAACAACAAAGAAGAAUAUGCCAACAAUAAAGAUGCAGCUUCUAACUGAUGACCCCAAAAAUAAGUCCCAAAAAUUAUCAAUUGGGGAAUUGGGAAAAUUUGGGAAAUUUGGUGGCAAGUUUGUGCCCGAGUCUCUAAUCACCUGCUUGGGCAAAUUGGAAGCUGAGUUCAACUUGGUUUUAAACGAUUCCAAAUUUCAGGAGGAGUUGGAGGUUGCGUUGAGGGAUUUUGUUGGGCGAGAGACGCCGCUAUAUUACGCGGAGAGGCUAACAAAGCACUACAAAAACGAAGAGGGAAAGGGGCCUGAAAUAUACAUAAAAAGAGAAGAUCUGAACCAUUGUGGUGCGCAUAAGAUGAACAAUGCGAUCGCACAGGUUAUGAUUGCGAAGCGCAUGGGGCGGAAGAGCGUGGUAGCGGCCACUGGGGCUGGCCAGCACGGCGUUGCCACGGCAGCUGCCUGCGCCAAAAAUGAUUUAGACUGCACCAUUUUCAUGGGCUCUGAAGAUAUCAAGAAGCAAUCUUCAAACGUCCUUUUAAUCAAAUUGCUGGGUGCUCAGGUGAAAUCUGUGGAGGGAAAUUUCAAGAACGCAACAUCAGAAGCGAUAAGACAGUGGGUGGGGAACUUGGAAAUGAGCUAUUAUUUGACGGGCACAGUGGUAGGGCCGCAUCCAUGUCCAGAUAUGGUUAGGGAGUUUCAGUCCGUGAUUGGGAAAGAGACGAGGAGACAAGCCAUGGACAAAUGGGGGGGCAAACCAGAUGUGCUUUUGGCUUGCAUUGGGAGUGGCUCAAAUGCCUUGGGUCUCUUCCAUGACUUCAUCAAAGAACAAGAUGUGAGGCUGAUCGGAGUCGAGGCCGCCGGCUUUGGGUUGGACAGUGGAAAGCACUCUGCAACUUUAUCUAAAGGUCAUGUUGGGGUUUACCAUGGUGCUUUGAGCUACCUUUUGCAAGAUGAUGAAGGCCAGAUUUUGAACCCUCAUUCCGUUGGUGUAGGGCUGGAAUAUCCAGGAGUAGGGCCGGAACUGAGCUUUCUGAAAGAAAGUGGGAGAGCUGAAUUCCACACGGCGUCCGACACGGAGGCGGUAGAAGCUUACAAACGGCUUUGCAAGUUGGAAGGCAUAUUCCCAUCGUUGGAGGCUUCUCAUGCCUUUGCUUAUCUUAAUAAGCUUUGCCCCACUCUGCCAGACGGCUCCAAGGUGGUAGUUAAUUGCAGUGGUCGUGGUGAUAAAGACGCUGCUAUUGUUUUCAACUACCAACACUAAAUAUUUUUCCUUUAACUAUUUCCCAAUUACAAAUUUCCCUUGGCUAUCAUUAUCAUUACUUGUAAAUAAAAUAUUUUUAUUAUUUUAGUUUUUAUGUACCAACCUGUUUGGUGAGUUUAUAUACAAACAAAA
This is a messenger RNA of Benincasa hispida (wax gourd), 1581 nucleotides long. RefSeq names its product tryptophan synthase beta chain 1-like. The record is from RefSeq and is a predicted model, not a curated record. NCBI's taxonomy places the organism in Eukaryota, Viridiplantae, Streptophyta, Magnoliopsida, Cucurbitales, Cucurbitaceae. Gene Ontology annotation, biological process: L-tryptophan biosynthetic process. Gene Ontology annotation, cellular component: cytoplasm. Gene Ontology annotation, molecular function: tryptophan synthase activity.